AUGGCUGCAUCGAGAAAUGGUGAUCUCGGACCUAACCCGAAACCGAUCAACCCUGCCGUUGUGCCAGUAACGUCGGACAAGACUAUUGCGAAGCACGAUGGCCAGCCUGCGCCGAGCCACCACCACAUUUGGCUCGUUACUGGCCCUGCUGGGUGUGGGAAGACGACGGUUGCCAAGCACUUGUCGACGUCUCUAAAGUUGCCGUAUAUCGAGGGUGAUGAGUUCCACCCCAAAGCGAACGUAGAGAAGAUGGCGAACGGGAUCCCGCUGACGGACGCUGACCGAUGGGACUGGCUUACGCUGCUGCGCGAGGAGUCUUUGCGCCAACUCGCUGCCGGCGCCGACGGAGUCGUGCUCACUUGCUCGGCGCUCAAGCGCAAAUACCGGGACGUUAUCAGGGUGGCCCCCUACUACUCGCACGACGUCGUCCUCCACUUUAUAUACCUGCACGCCCCCGAAGCUGUUCUCCAAGAGCGCGUCGGCGCGCGACACGGGCACUACAUGGGCGCCAACAUGGUUCACAGCCAGUUUACGAUAUUAGAACCGCCGACGGCAGAAGAGACGGACGUGAUCAGCAUCGACGUGAGCGGCCCGGAAGCUCAGGUGCAGAAAGAGGCGCUGGACAGAGUCGUCAAGGCUAUCGACGAGGUUGCGUCGCCUGGUCCGGCGUAG
Anthostomella pinea is the source of this 672-nucleotide messenger RNA. The record is from the annotation of a GenBank genome assembly. NCBI's taxonomy places the organism in Eukaryota, Fungi, Ascomycota, Sordariomycetes, Xylariales, Xylariaceae.